Salvia miltiorrhiza (redroot sage) is the source of this 1635-nucleotide messenger RNA. RefSeq lists its product as uncharacterized. Gene Ontology annotation, cellular component: cytoplasm. The record is from RefSeq and is a predicted model, not a curated record. Gene Ontology annotation, molecular function: flavin adenine dinucleotide binding; electron-transferring-flavoprotein dehydrogenase activity. The transcript has 4 exons. NCBI's taxonomy places the organism in Eukaryota, Viridiplantae, Streptophyta, Magnoliopsida, Lamiales, Lamiaceae. Bases 318 to 1424 code for a protein of 368 amino acids.
AUAGCAGUUGAUUUUUCUUCAACGUGAAGUGGGCCCACAUUGUCAUCUGAAAAUGGUAAGAAAAUUUAGGCGGCGCAAAUAAUUUUUGGAUGGUGAAUAGGAUUACUUAAUCGCGUUGUUUGAUUCCUAGAUUUCACCAAGUCUACGUCGCGACAAACCACAAUGGAAGUUGCCGUAUACAGACCGAGUAAACUACAAUUUCGUCUUCUCUCUCUACAUUUAUAUAUGAAACUUGACACAGUCUCACACACAACGUGAGGUUGUUUUUCUCGAUCAUUAUAGCUGUCACAGGCCUGGGGGAGGAGUAUUAUCGGAAUAUGGACGAGCGGCCACCGGAGCUCGGCGGAGAGUGGAAGAGGGUGGUGGUUGUCGGCGGCGGCGUCGCAGGUUCGCUCAUCUCCAAAACUCUUCAAUUCCAUGGCGAUGUCACCCUCAUCGACCCGAAGGAGUAUUUUGAGAUUCCGUGGGCAAGCAUGAGGUCAAAGGUGGAGCCGACUUUUGCAGAGAGAUCCGUGAUUUACCACAAGGAUUACCUCACCAACGGGCGUCUCGUAGUUGGCAAGGCUAUAAGCAUCUCCAACUCUCAAGUAUUGACCUCAGACGGCCAUCAGAUUCCCUAUGACUACCUCGUCAUUGCCACUGGCCACAACGACUCCUUCCCUGAAACUAGAUAUGAGAGGCUUCAAGAAUUCCGAUCAGAGCACGAAGAGAUAAGAUCUUCCGACUCUAUACUGAUAGUCGGAGGAGGCCCUGUUGGAGUGGAACUAGCUGCAGAAAUAGCUGUUGAUUUCCCGGAGAAGAAGGUCACUCUCGUCCACGAUGGAUCCCGGCUGCUGGAGUUCAUGGGGCCAAAAGCCGCGGACAAGGCGUUGGGGUGGCUGAAAUCGAGAAGAGUGGAAGUUAAGCUGCAACAAUCAGUUGAUCUCAACAACUUCUCCGAGGAAAGCAAGAUAUUUGUGACUUCAUCGGGGGAAAAAAUCAGAGCAGACCGCCUUUUCGUGUGCACGGGGAAGCCCCCCGGCUCAGCUUGGCUGAGGGAGACCAUGUUAAAGGACAGUAUCGACAGGUUUGGAAGGAUCAAGGUUGAUGAGAAUCUUAGAGUUAAAGGGUUCAAGAAUGUCUUUGCUGUUGGAGAUAUUACAGAUUUUAAGGAAAUCAAGCAAGGUUACUUUGCACAACAACAUGCUGUGAUUGCUGCAAAGAACUUGAAAGUGUUGAUGGGCGGAGGGCAGGAGAGGAAGAUGGCCAUGUACAAGCCACGUUCGGUCAAAGUUAUCGUCUCGUUGGGGCGGCAAGAUGCAGUGGCUCAGUUCCAGUACACGACGUGGAUCGGACUGGUACCAGGUAUGAUCAAAUCCAAGGAUUUGUUUGUCGGGAAAAUGAGGAAGCAGUUAGGUCUUGAUCCUAGGAUUGUGGAUCAUUGAGUUCCAUUUUUGAACUACUUAGAAAUGCUUUCAUUUUUUGAGUGGCCUAGUUGGUGAGGGACAACCUCAUGACCGGUCUGAGAGGUUAUGAGUUUGAAUCUCACCGAUGAAAAGAAAUAAAUCUUUAUUCAUAUUUACAUUUGUUUGUAUAUCGUGUGAAAUGCCAUAUGUAUAAAUAUAUAUAGAUAGAUGAUGACUUUAUUCAACUUUA